CCCCCACUUGCCCUUUUAUCUUCCCUUUCCUUUUCUUUCUUUCCUUCCAUUCCAUUCCCUUCCCUUCCUCUUUUCUUUUCCAACUCACUAACUCAAAAUCCAACCUUUCAUAUCUUCUCAAACUUAAAACCCAAAGAAACAAAACUUGAUCAUCUUUGCUUUUACUUUUCCACUUUGCUUACUUGAUCUUCAAAAAAAAAAAAAAAAAGCUAAAAAAUUCAUUCUUGUUCUUCCUUUUUAAUUAACACUAAAUUUAAGUGGUGUAAACCACUAAAAAGGAGUCAAAAGAGAUGAUCCAAGAACUAUUAGGAGGAAGUAAUAUUCCUACUGAAUUUUUAGGUGGGAGAAAAAUUUCUAUUCCUUUCUCUUCUCCUUCUUCAACAUGUGCAUCUUCAACCCCAAUUCUUACUACUACUAAUACUAUUACUAUUCCACCAUCUAUAUCAACUACCAACUUGGCGAAUUCGUCACCAAGUUCUGAUAAUAAUACUAAUACAACUAACGAUAAUAAUAAUAAUAAUAGCAACAACUCGGAGGCUAACCCUAGCCAACAAAAUUUAAGGUGUCCAAGAUGUGAUUCUACAAACACCAAAUUUUGUUACUAUAACAACUAUAACCUCACUCAACCCCGCCACUUCUGCAAGACAUGUCGGAGGUACUGGACCAAAGGUGGGACCCUACGAAAUGUUCCCAUCGGUGGCGGGUGUCGUAAAAACAAGACAAUAUCGGGUAAUGCCUCAUCUGUUGCUUCAGGUUUAGUCAAAUCAGCUUCAAAUUCCAUGGCUAAGGCUAAAGCAAGCUUAUCAAGUGAGUUACUCGUUAAUGGCAACCCGGGUUUUCUCGGAACCGGGUUGUUGGAUCAUUUUCAUCAUCAUUCGGAGCUCCAAUCAGGCUACCCAAACCCGAUCUUUUUUCCUUCACUUCCUCAAAACUCUCACAUCUUGUCUUUACUUAGAGGAUCAACCCAGUUUCAUAACCCUAACCCUAGUCCAAAUCCUAUAUCUUCAAAUAUUUUCAGUAGUAUAAAAACCGAGUCUGGUAAUACUAACACUGCUCUAGGGUUGGAUUCAUUUGGUAAUGGAGCUCCAUCUAAUUUACUCGGAUCUUUCACUCGGAGCAACCAACACAUAAAUGGAUUUUCAUCUGGGGUACCAGAUUAUGUUCAAAAUAAUGGGAAUAUUUUAGAGGUGUAUCAAAGGUUAAAAUCGUCAACAAAUUAUAAUUACAGUGGAAAUGAAAAUAUGGUUGGAUCAGUACCUUCUUCUCCAAAUCAUUCCACUAUUUUGGAUGCAGCACCAGUAAGUGGAGCUGAUCGUUUUGGAGGUUAUGGAUUCGUGAAUUCUUCUGCUUUACUUUCUGGGUGGUCUGAUUAUCCUACUAUACCUAUUAAUGGUUCUUAUCCUUGAUUACUUUAAAAUAAGCUUUAUACAAUGGAAUGGAGUGCCUUUUAAUGGUGCGUUUCCUAGUUUAGUGUUUAAAUUAAUUUGCUUUAGUUACUUGUAUUCUUUUGGGGGGUGUUUCUGUCAUUUUUCUUUUUCUUUUUUUUUUUUUUUACGUGCCUUUUGCUGAUUGUUUCUUUUCAUGGUAGUUAGUUUGGGGUUUGCGGUAUAUGAAUCAAUUAAAUAUGGUUAAUUAAUUACUUCUCUUUAUCUUUGUAAUGUUCUUCUUUUAUAGAUUUAAGUGAUUAUGUUUUUACUUUUAUUA
Messenger RNA from Amaranthus tricolor (Joseph's coat), 1704 nucleotides. RefSeq names its product dof zinc finger protein DOF5.3-like. The transcript has a single exon. Gene Ontology annotation, biological process: regulation of DNA-templated transcription. Lineage: Eukaryota; Viridiplantae; Streptophyta; Magnoliopsida; Caryophyllales; Amaranthaceae. The record is from RefSeq and is a predicted model, not a curated record. The coding region runs from base 291 to 1406 and encodes 371 amino acids. Gene Ontology annotation, molecular function: DNA-binding transcription factor activity; DNA binding.